Varroa destructor (honeybee mite) is the source of this 2669-nucleotide messenger RNA. RefSeq lists its product as uncharacterized. NCBI's taxonomy places the organism in Eukaryota, Metazoa, Arthropoda, Arachnida, Mesostigmata, Varroidae. The record is from RefSeq and is a predicted model, not a curated record.
CUGAGAAACUAUUGUUUAACAAAUGUUGCUGACACCUGCGUGUACAACGAGUGUUACAUUGUAAAGAAUAACUGGUAUACCGCCAAAGAGAGUGCCAGCAUGUGACAAAUAUAUCGCCGGUAUGAUGAACUUCGCCGACAACGUCGAACGAAAGUGCAGAGAAAUUCACUGAAGAUGGUGCCACGUGUGACCCAACUACGAGUGCAAAACUCAAUUAGAAGGUUAUUCAAGACUAGUCUGGUGUACCCGUAGAGAAAAUUACGUAGGUGAGAAACCGUUAUGGUUAGGAAAAAUAUUUUACCCGCGAAAAUUUUGGACGCGAUGCAAUCGACUAGUUUGAAUUUGCGUGCAUCGGCCGGAUCGUCGAAUCAGUACCAGUGGGAACAAUGUCCCUUCGACUUCACGAUCGAAUGUGCCGAUGGAAUUGUUCAUGCUCACGGGAGCAUCCUCAUGGCAUCAUCCGACUAUUUCAAGGCGCUCCUUUCUGGAUCCAUGGUUGAGAGCAAAUCGCGAAAGGUAUAUCUUAAACAUAUAUCGCUAGUGGACAUGACUAAAAUCAUCGAUUUCAGCUACGAACGGCCUGUUGAUCUGGAUGCCGAAAGCGCUUUGAGUCUACUGAUAACAGCAAGAUAUCUGCAAGUCCACAAGUUGUUUACAAAGUGCUUAGGGGUAGUGAAAGCUCAUCUGACCUUUAACAGCGUGCUUGAAAUACAUCGAUUUGCGAAACAGUAUUGUUUAAUCGAUCUCAGAGAAGUUGUCUUCAGUUAUAUGACAAAGAACAUUGUGUCGCUCAUGGCCAUCGAUCAGUUUCUAUACGACCUCGAUGCCAAUCUUCUACGAGCUUUGCUCGAAAGUGAUGAACUGAGUGUGCCAGACGAAGAUUUCGUGUUUAACUUUUUCAAGGCAUGGUUUAAUAGAGAUCGGGAGGCUCGAGUAGAGUACGUAAACGAAUUCAAAGAGCUAAUACGAUUUCCUUUCCUUAAAGUGGCUACCGUGGCAACCUUAGAAGAGACCUUUGGCCCGAUUAAAUUUCUGUUAGAAUUUCGAAAGGCUGAAGAGCAUCAUGAAGCAAACGUGCGACGCUGUGGGGACGCCCUCAUGGACCUCUUUCGAUUUGCGUUUCUAUCUACAACGUGUCUUGGCGUUCGUUUAAAGGAGACUCUCGGUUCAGCCAUUGGCCUAGACGAACCAGCCAAAAUUGGACGAAACCUGCAGCUGUCCGCGUUUCGACGUCGGCGGUACACUCAGACCCACUGUCAUUUUCUAUGGCAACAGGAAAAUCAUGACACUCCCCAUCCUCACCGUUUGGUCCUCACGUGCAAUGUUCUUGGAGAAUCCCAAAAGGUCCUUAUGCACGGGAAGUGGAUGCAGAUGCCGCGUCUAGAGGAUGUGGUGGCUAGCGGCCAUACCCUGUACUCCCGCACCUGUAAAUCAAUACACAGUUACAGGGCUAACAACAGCAAAAUUCAUAUAAAUGCAAAACACGAUUCCCUACUCAAGCCUGAGCAGAUAUAUAAAGUUCGAAAUGUGCAGCAGGAAUACCCGUUUCGGCUGUGUGCGACAAAAGGCGGUGUUUUGCAUAUGAUCUCAAAUCCAAGAUCACCAACUAUACAUGUACUUAAUACAACUACUGGCCAAUUUAGAAGGCUAAAGACCACCAACAGCAGGAUCGGAACACAGCCAUUCAUUAUUGACUCUGGUGAUAAACAUUUGUCCGACCAAUUCAUAUUUGACGAGUUUAACAAGUGCUUUAUCGACCCGGUAACAGGAGCUCUCGAGACGCCCUCCAAUCCACCUCUGGCUAAGGACGGCAUCCGUUGGUACUCGGCAACACAACGAGGUGACACCGUCUUUCUUUGGUACGGUUCAUAUAAGACAAAAAAUCACUUCAUGAGUGCGCUGAGCCUAUCCACUGGACAAUGGAGCGGAGUGAUCGAAGUGCGCGACCGCAAUAUCGCCCUGGGUCAUACGAACUCGUUAGUUAUUCAGGGUCGAGUCUACGCCAUAGUGAAGUUCCGUGAAUAUCACCGAUGGAGGGUCAUUAAGCGGAUUACUAUACAUAUGCUGGACGAGGAAAAUGGCGUCUUUCAACGAGUGCAGGAGCUGUCGUUCCGAAAUAGCUGUUUAGUAGGUAUGGCACCGGUCGAUGCGGCCCCUCCCUGUUCUAUGGAUACAUGGCUCUCUGCGGAGAUUCGCAAACUUCCAGACGAAACACCGAGUCAACGAGCAUUAAUUAAGCAACUAAGAGAGAUUGUAUGAUAGAAUGCUAGUACGGCCUGUGGAUAGUUCGGCAACUGUAAUUUUCGUAUUUCCAGUGAAAUUCAACGAUUAAUGUUGGAUUUAUUUGCCCCCGCACUCGUUACAGCCUUGAGUCAAACAGAAUUAAGUUAACAUUCUAAAGUUCGGAAUAAACGUGUCACUUACAUGAUUUUGUUUAAGCUCUGCUCACCUGAUUUUUAUCAAUAAUACAUCCAGUGUUCAGUGAGAAGCUUCUGUGAGUAUCCCUACUAGCAAAAGAAUAUACAAUUAUGAGUAACUGUUUGUAAAUGUCCGCCAUCCGAUCUGUGACAAAGUUUACGCAUACAGGGAAGAAUGAUGCUUUGUGAGAGGUUUUGUACCAUUGAACAAAUGUAGAUAAACCCAUAAUUACUCAUAGAAAGCACAGAAAG